This is a messenger RNA of Rangifer tarandus platyrhynchus (Svalbard reindeer), 279 nucleotides long. Lineage: Eukaryota; Metazoa; Chordata; Mammalia; Artiodactyla; Cervidae. The record is from the annotation of a GenBank genome assembly.
AUGCUACUGCCCGCUGCCGUGGUGACAGAACCGGCUUCUUCUCUUCAGUGUACAGACUCACCUCCGUGGGAGUUGUAUGUUCUAGGAGAUGUUUUCGGCACGAGAAAGCAGAUUGGCGUGAAGCCCCUCAAGUCGCUGAAGCGGCGCAGCGCGCGCUCCUGUGGGGUAGUAGUCCCCAUACGUAACCUCGCGGCAAAGACUCGUCUUUCACAAGUGUGGCGCAACGACAUACCAGAUGCCGACGUGGAUGAGACGCCGCCGUACGACGCACGGUACUGA